Molecule: messenger RNA, 2856 nt
Organism: Haliotis rufescens (red abalone)
Lineage: Eukaryota; Metazoa; Mollusca; Gastropoda; Lepetellida; Haliotidae
Product: actin-2-like
Exons: 12
Coding region: 255-1868 (537 amino acids)
Source: RefSeq, a predicted model, not a curated record
UGCGACGCCCAGCUACCUGGGACAAAUCACAUCUAUUAAUAGCUCUAUAGUCUUAGCCGACUUCUAUAUUUAUCGGGGAUUCCCUUCCAUACAAGGAGAAAAACAUGAAUAAUCGAUGUGAGGAUUCCAGGAAAUAGGUCGGUACACGGGUAUAAAUACCUAGCAGUUUACCCGAGUGGAGGAAUCAAAGACAUCUCGACACUGGAAACAGUCAAGUUACUACAGAAUACAUAUACUACAACUAUCAAUACAUCAUGUCUGAGUACGAUACGGAUAUUGCUGCUGUUGUCAUUGACAACGGAUCUGGGAUGUGUAAAGCCGGCUUUGCUGGGGAUGACGCCCCACGUGCUGUGUUUCCAGCUAUCACAGGCAGACCCAAGUACGACGUCUACAUGGCAGGCAUGGGGAGCAAGGACUGCUAUAUCGGGGACGAGGCACAGAGUAAGAGAGGAAUCCUCAGUCUGAAAUAUCCCGUAGAGAACGGCAUCGUCAACAACUGGGACGACAUGGAACGUGUGUGGCACCACACCUUCUACAACGAGCUGAGAGUGGCACCCGAGGAGCACCCAGUACUUUUGACGGAGGCACCACUCAACCCCAAGUCUAACAGAGAGAAGAUGGUGCAGAUCAUGUUUGAGACAUUCAACACUCCUGCCUUCUAUGUGAGUAUCCAGGCGGUGUUGUCGCUGUACGCCUCAGGGAGAACCACUGGCGUCGUCCUGGACUCGGGAGAUGGCGUCUCUCACGUCGUGCCCAUAUAUGAAGGUUACGCCCUGCCCCACGCUGUCCGGAGAAUGGACCUGGCUGGCCGUCACCUGACCUACUACCUCAGCAGGAUUCUACACGAGAGAGGAUACAACUUUACUACAUCAUCUGAGAAGGAGAUAGUGCGAGACAUCAAGGAAAAACUGUGCUAUGCUCCCCUGGACUUCGAGGCGGAGAUGGUGGCAGCUUCACAGUCCAGCGCCAUUGAAAAAGGAUACGAGCUGCCAGACGGGUCUGUGAUAACCAUCGGCAAUGAAAGAUUCCGAGCUCCAGAGUGUUUGUUCCAGCCAAGCUUCAUGGGUAUGGAGAGUGUGGGCGUCCACGAGAUGCUGAACAACUCAGUAAUGAACUGUGACAUAGACACCGCCUUCUAUGUGAGUAUCCAGGCGGUGUUGUCUCUGUACGCCUCGGGGAGAACCACUGGCGUCGUCCUUGACUCGGGAGAUGGUGUCUCGCACGUCGUGCCCAUAUAUGAAGGAUACGCCCUGCCCCACGCUGUCCGGAGAAUGGACCUGGCUGGCCGUCACCUGACCUCCUACCUCAGCAGGAUUCUACACGAGAGAGGAUACAACUUUACUACAUCAUCUGAGAAGGAGAUAGUUCGAGACAUCAAGGAAAAACUGUGCUAUGCUCCCCUGGACUUCGAGGCGGAGAUGGUGGCAGCUGCACAGUCCUGCGCCAUUGAGAAGGAAUACGAGCUGCCGGACGGGUCUGUGAUAACUAUCGGCAAUGAGAGGUUCCGAGCUCCAGAGUGUCUGUUCCAGCCAAGCUUCAUGGGUAUGGAGAGUGUGGGCGUCCACGAGAUGCUGAACAACUCAGUAAUGAACUGUGACAUUGACAUCAGGAAGGAUCUGUACAGCAAUGUGGUUCUGUCAGGAGGAUCAACAAUGUAUCCAGGUCUGGCUGAUCGUAUGAUGAAGGAACUGACCAACAUCGUGCCAUCUACAAUCAAGGUCAAGGUUAUUUCUCCACCAGAACGGAAGUACUCAGUGUGGAUCGGCGGCUCCAUCUUAGCCUCGCUUUCGACCUUUCAACAGAUGUGGAUCUCCAAGCAGGAGUAUGAUGAAUGUGGACCUAGUAUUGUUCACAGGAAGUGUUUCUGAGCGCCAUCUUGAGACAGACCGGUGACCAACGUCCCACGCCGAUGAGGUACGAUAACAUGCAAUGAUGUACGCACGCACGUACGAUGUAUGAGGUACGAUGACACGCAAUCUACGAUGUCAUCGAGUCUGACCACCCGAUCCAUUUACCCCGCAUGAUAAAAUGGAGUCAAAUCGUGGUUUCAUUGCAAGUAACGCGUUGUUAUUAAUGGAUGUUCGCAGUUUCCUGGUGAUUAUUUUUGCAGUUGUAUACUGCAAAUAUUAUACAUAGGUUUACAAGUUAGUCAAGUUGUACACUGCAACAAACCUACCUCCACGAUAUGUUAACAGAGUUGUUUGUCCAUUUGUAGUAUUGAUAAUUUAAAUUUGUAUUUUUUAUAAAGAACUGUAUGAUCUUGUUGGACCUGCGCCGGGUGGCCAUAUACAUUAAGGCUGAGAUAUCACAGAUAUAUGUGCGACAUUGUGAAUCAUGGAACUAUGUGCCAGACAUCUUAACCAUCGUAUCAAUAACUGACUGGAAGAAGAUAGUUGUAUGUUCAUUACAAUGUUUAUAGACCGCCUCCGUGGUCUAGUGGUACAGCGUCUGCCCGGAGAGAAGAAGGUUCUGUGUUCCAUCCCCGGCCGCGUCAUACCACAAGACGUUAAAAGAUGGUACUUGUUGUUACCCUGGCAAUUGUUCGGCAUUAAGGGGCCAAAGCAAGGACUGGUCGGCUUGGAGUCAGUAUACAGUGCCUGAGUGGGGUAUGGUAUCUCAGUAGGCUAGCGCUGUAAACUCGGCAUUAGUCUCGAAAAGUACAAGCAGCCACACAGAUACAUGCAUGCACGUUGCUGUAUAAGUGCAAUAAUCUUGGACGCGACGUUAAACCCCAUGUCACCUCACCUGCAAUCUAUAUUCAUGAAAGCUCUCGAUCGUACCUGAGUGUGAAAUAAACGAUGGUUUUGUAUGUGUAUAUUUCGUCGUAUUUUGUGUAUUUUCCAUGGGUUGAAUAAA